CGGAACCAUGUGAGCAAACGCCGCGCGCCGCCUGCGCAAGCCGAUGUCGACACCGCACUGCCGGGGCGAGUCACGUGGCUCUCACGUGACACCGGAGUCAAGCGCAGUUGCGGAGCGUCGGACCCAAAGAUAGGGGGACGCAGCUGCUGUGCCAGUGGAAGUAUAAAUUAAUCAUUUCUCAGGAUGCGAUCUUACAAAAUUAAUACCAGAUCUUCUCGUGACUGAGGAUUUCCAGAGUUUUCCGGGGGUCGGGACAAAGCUGUUGCCAACAGGAGGAAGUUCACCAUGGUUGGGAAGCUGAUGCACGCAUUUUCAAAGCCUGAGAGACAACUGUGCUCUCUGCAGUGACAUCCUGAACUGGAUGCAUCAUAUAAUACAAUAUUCCAAAUGGGACAUGCUUGACUAAUUGUGUUGUAAAUUAUUGUUGAACUUCAAUGGCUGUGAACAGAAAAUUAGCUGAAGAUAAUUACUACAGUCUGAAAUUUGAAUGAAGAUUUGAGAACGCACAGCAAAGUUAUACCUAAGGAUGACCGAAUGUCAUGAAUCUGGUCAUUCAGUAGGGAUGCUGGCCGCUCUGGAGCAUGGUCCCAUCCUCUGCAGCGACUCCAACAUCCUGUGCCUGUCCUGGAAGGGUCGGGUACCCAAGAGCGAGAAGGAGAAGCCGGUGUGCAGGAGGAGGUACUACGAAGAAGGGUGGCUGGCCACGGGGAACGGGAGGGGGGUCGUUGGGGUCACCUUCACCUCCAGCCACUGUAGGAGGGACAGGCACACUCCACAGAGGGUCAACUUCAAUCUAAGGGGACACAACAGUGAGGUUGUCCUGGUGCGCUGGAAUGAGCCUUUUCAGAAACUGGCGACUUGUGAUCGGGAUGGAGGCAUAUUUGUCUGGAUCCAGUACGAGGGCCGGUGGUCCGUGGAGCUGGUAAACGACCGCGGCGCACAGGUGAGCGACUUUACCUGGUCACACGACGGCACGCAGGCGCUCAUCUCGUACCGGGACGGCUUCGUGCUGGUCGGCUCGGUCAGUGGCCAGAGGCACUGGUCCUCGGAGAUCAACCUGGAGAGCCAGAUCACGUGUGGGAUCUGGACCCCCGACGACCAGCAGGUCCUGUUCGGGACGGCGGAUGGUCAGGUGAUCGUCAUGGACUGUCACGGCCGCAUGCUGGCACAUGUUCUCCUGCACGAGCUGGACGGUAUCAUCAGCAUGUCCUGGAACUACCCGAACUUCCUGAUGGAGGACAGCAGUGAGAGCGACACCGACACAGACGACCACCCCAAGCCUCCAGCACACACGCAGAAAGCCCUCUUCACGGUCAGCUUCACGUCAGGAAACAUCAAUUUGAUGAAUAACUACGACGACCUCUCGCCUGCCACAAUCUGCUCAGGGCUCAGAGAUGUAGUUGUGCAGUGGUGUUCCCAGGGGGACCUCCUGGCCGUGGCCGGACUGGAGAGACACAGUCUCCCUGCGGACAUUGCCUGCAUUUCCUUGGCCAGGAAUGUCCUCGUCAAAUUCUACAAUGUCCAUGGUGAGCACAUCUACACGCUGGAGACCCCUGCUCAACGUCCAAUCAGCACAGUGUGCUGGGGUCACCGGGACUCACGGCUCUUCCUGGCCUGCGGGCCGGCGCUGUACGUGGUGCGGGUGGAGCACCGGGUGGCCAGCCUGCAGCUGCUGUGCCAGCAGGGCAUCGCCAGCGUCCUGCGGGAGGAGAAGGACGUCAGCAAGCUGAACAUGCCGUCCCGCCUCUGCUCCUACGUCACCACCGCCUUCAUCCCCACCAUUAAGCCGCCAAUUCCGGACCCCAACAACAUGCGGGACUUUGUCAGCUAUCCCACCGCGGGGAACGAGCGUCUCCACUGCACCAUGAAGCGUACGGACGACUGCCCGGAGGAGGGGGGGCCCUGUUACACCCUCUACCUGGAGUACCUGGGCGGCCUGGUGCCCAUCCUCAAGGGCCGGCGAAUCAGCAAGCUGCGGCCCGAGUUUGUCAUCGUGGAUCCAAAGGAGAACUUCAGAGCAGACGAGGUUUACGGAAACAGCCUGAUUUCCUCCAUGAUCGACAGCUGCAACUGUUCCGACUCGAGCGACAACGAGCUGAAUGACGACUGGGUUGGAAAGAAAUCCUCCAAGUCACUGGGAAACAAGUCACCUAAACCGAGAAUUAAUAUGGAUGUGAGAAAAUCGCCUAAGCUAUCCAGGGCUGUGCAGGAUGUAUCCCGGUCACCACGGUUACCUGCUCGGAGCACCGCUAUUGGCUCCCCGGGGCUCACAUGCAAAGAGUUCCCUCUAGAUGACAUUACUGAGCACAAUUACCUUGCUCAAGUGACAUCCAAUAUUUGGGGCACGAAGUUUAAAAUUGUGGGCCUUGCCUCAUUCUUGCCGACAAACCUUGGUGCAGUUAUCUAUAAGACAAGUCUACUGCACCUCCAGCCCAGACAGAUGACUAUUUACCUACCAGAAGUGCGAAAGAUUUCCCUUGACCUGAUGAACCUCCCUGUCUUCAAUCCGAACGUCUUCAGUGAGGAUGAGGAUGACUUACCAGUGACAGGACCCUCUGGAGUUGUUGAUGACAAUCCUCCCUGCACCGUUAACAUCCCCAUUGCACCAAUCCAUAGCCCCGCCCAGGCGAUGUCACCUACACAGAGCAUUGGACUUGUCCAGUCCCUAUUGGCUAGUCAGAAUGUUCAGCUCGACGUCCUGACUAAUGCUACCGCCAGUGCAGCUGCCAUCACUGGGGUCGCUGGGCGUAACCAGGAGACGGGGGCAUCGCAGUACAGCUUGCCCACCAGAUACUCUGGCCCCGGACAAGUGAUCUUCAGCGGGAUGGAUUUGGGUCGCAUUCCGGUUGGGCUACCUCUCGCUCAUCAGCAGCAGAUUCAGCAGCGCCAGCAGCAGCAACAACAAAUGCAGCCGCCGCAGCUAAAACAGCAACAGAAGCCUCCGCAGCAGCAACACACGCUGCAUCAGGUGCAGCAGCUGCAGCAGCAGCAGCAACAGAUUAAACACCAGCUGCAACAGCAGCAGCAAAUGAAGCUGCAGCAGCAGCAGAUUCAACAGCAGCAGCAGCAGAUCCAGCAGCAGAUUCAGGAGAUGCGCCAGCAGCAGCAGCAGAUGCAGCAGCAGCACCAACAGCUGCAGCAGCUCAAGAUGCAGUUUCCUUUGCCCCCGCUUGGAGCCGGCCAUCCCCAGGUUGUGUUGCCUCAGCCUCAGGUUGUGCUCCAGAUACCCCGGUUUCCUGACGAGCACGGACGAGAGAGAAGAGACCAGGAGCAUCAGCUGAAAAUGAAAGCCCCACACCCAUCCCCACUGCUCGCUGAGGGGGAUGCAGCAGUUUUCGCUGCCACUCUGGAGAUCAGCAAAAUGAACCCUCCGCCCCCUUACCCAGGCACUGUAGGGUCUGUGGUUUCAGUAGCCUCUACAAGCCCUAGUGACAACAGCCACACCGGUCAGCCCCAGUUAGAUCUUUGCUUAAAAAAGGACUUCCUGCUGUACCCACUGGCCUCCCAGUACCAGACCCCAGUAGGGUACGAGCGGAUAACGACUUUCGAUAGCAGUGGGAACGUAGAGGAGGUAUGCCGUCCUCGCACGAGGCUGGUGUAUAACCAGAGCCUGCACCCUCUCCAGGGACCAGGAAGUUCUGCAACUCUGAGGGUAACUUCUUCAGAGAAGAAGAAAAUCCAGCUUCCAUACACUUCUGCCACUCUCAGUCGGCUCACAAUUCCACGAUACUCGAUACCUACCAGGGAUCCACCGCCCUACCCGGAUUCAGCAACUACUGCACGGAGUCCUGGCCAGCAGAUGGACGCCACGCUUGUUCGUACCACACCACAGUGCAGCAUCAGGGAGGGAGCCUUGAAUGUCUCUCAGAUGUCUGCCAAAACUCUACCAACUAAGUCCAAAGUCAACAGAACUCUAGCAGCCUCCUACCAGCAAAGAGUGUCAAAAGCGUUGCAUACUUGUAGCCAGUGUAGUAGCACCAGUGGCAAUCCCAGCGUGAAUAUUAGUAGCGGGAACACCAGUGGGAGCGGCAGUAGUAACGGUAUUACAGGUGGGACUAUCAUGAGGCCAGAUUUUACACUGGGAAAUGGAGGCCAGCUCAACACUAUCAUCGUUCACUCAAACAGCGCUUCGCCUCUGACUUCACAGUCCUCCUAUAACCUACUCGGCCCUCUCGAGAAUGCCAGGGACCGGACAGAGUAUGUUAAUUCAGCUUUUACUGAGGAUGAGGAGGUGAAUCCGGAGUGCCAGUUAGAGAAACCUGUCCGGCACUUAACCCUGGGAGAAGUCAGCCUGACAGUCAAGCGUCCCCCUCCUUACCAAUGGGAUACCAGUAGGGCCUCUGAGGAAAUCUGGGUUCCUCGGGAACAGACUGUCUUGACUACCCCUCCUGUGCCACAUAAAGCACCAUCAAUCAUUCUGAAUCCAGACCAGCACUUAAGUGUGUCUCGAUUGCCCUUUGGCCUUCCACCACAAUCUCCCACUAGUCUCAGUGCCCCCACUUUCCAGUCAGGUUACCAGAUUUCUUUGCCCUUUCCUCCAGGUGCCGGUUAUAAUGGCCCACAACUCCAAACAUUGCAGCCUCCUCCACAACCCUGCCCCAUCAAGGAAGCCGUGGCGCCUCUCUCCUUCAGUCAGCAAGAGCCUGCCAUGGUCCUGCCGCCCAGUUACCCACCAAAUUUAGCCAACUUGAGCUGUUGUUCACUGCCACCCAUCUACCCAAGUGCCAGUUCCUGCACUGGCCUCCAGCUGCCCCCUGCAGCCAUGCAUCCUUGGAACAUCUAUAACCCAUGCCCACCCGUACCGAAUCCCCCGGAGACACUUCCCAGCAAAUCCCACCAGGUGGUGGAAAAGCCGGUCCUUUCGCCGCCCCCUCCUGCUGAUCUCCAGAACCAUCUCAGGUUCACGGAGGCCAUAGCAGAAGCUAGUGACAACCUUCAGGAGGUACUUCCCCUGAAUGAGAGCCCAAUGCCUCAGAGAAUGGAGGAAUUUGUCAAAAAGAGCCGCAGGAGUCUUGACAGCCAGGGAGACGAAGCUAAUGUUACUCCUGUUGCGCAGGACAAGGGGAAGAAGGAGGGUCGUAUGCUCGGUGACUUCAACAACCUCAUGUCUAGCCCUGGACUUAGCCGAGAAAAGAAGAAACCCAAGAGCCAGAAGGAGCAGCAAAAGGCAAAGAAGAUGAACAAGACGAAUGAGUUCCAGGACAGCUCGGAGAGUGAGCCGGAGCUGUUUGUCAGUGGGGAUGAACUCAUGAACCAGAGCCAGAGUAGCAAGAAAGGUUGGAAAAGCAAGCGGAACCUACGCACUACCAGCGAACUCGAGGAGAUCAAGUGCCGCAAAGCGAACGAGAAGGAAGACCGGGGCCUCGGUAGUCAAGGCUUUGUGUAUGUCAUGGCCAACAAACAACCCCUUUGGAAUGAGGCCACACAAGUAUAUCAGCUAGACUUUGGAGGAAGGGUCACGCAGGAGUCAGCUAAGAACUUCCAGAUUGAGUUGGAAGGAAGACAAGUAAUGCAGUUCGGCAGAAUUGAUGGCAACGCCUACAUCCUGGAUUUUCAGUACCCAUUUUCAGCAGUGCAGGCCUUUGCUGUAGCCUUGGCCAAUGUGACCCAGCGGCUUAAGUGAAGAGGUAUCGGGAUUGGUGCAAGAAGAAAAUCGGGAGUGAUGUGUUGGUUUGUUAUGCUGGGGGGGGAGGGGGGGUAUAAAUAAGGGGUUAGUUUACUGUGGUCACUUUUCAAUUUUUAUGCUGCUGUAAUGUAUAGAAGCUGGAGGAACAGCUACCUUAUUUACAUGCUGCCUUAUUUAACUAUUUUUAUUAUAGCAGUUUGUUUUUAAGCUCUUAAAUGAAAACCUGCAGUGGAGAUUCAUUUGUUGAACUACAGCAAAUACAGGGGGCUGAAAUUAAUAUAUAAUAAUCCUGUUAAAUAAUUGUGUAUUAUUAUUAUUAUGGUAUUUAAUCAUUGUUUAGUUUUUUUUACUAUAGGGGUUCCCCAACCUUUUGAUGACCACGGACCGGUUUACAUUGUGCAAACAUUUCACAGACCGGUAAAACUUGUCACUUGGAGGGGGAGGGGGGGGGGAAUUGUGUGUUAAAAUUUGAUGGAAUGGACAGUGCAGGUGGCAGAUCAAUCGGUGGAACAAACUUUAUAAGUUAUACAGUUUAUUUUUGUAAGUUAACCAUCCCUUCCCACAAUGUCCCAGUGUUCUCUUUCCGGUGGAAUACUGGCCAUGAUGCAGGAGUUGGGGGUCUCUGUGUUAGUACACAUUGGUGGCUGAUUAGGCACUUAACUGUGACCUAAGAAUUCACGUGCACUUUUUCUUACUUUCGCACUUUUCACUGGUUUCUGUAUAAAACUGUGUAUAGAGCUGGUCCGUCAUAGUGUGAUUUGGCAAAAAGUAUUCAAGAUUUAAGGCCAAAGGAAACCUACAUGGCAGUCCUUUUCAGAAGCCUGUGCCCCUUAGAUAUCUAAUGUCUGCUAAAGGACAAUGUGAUAAUGUUUAAUAACAAACCAAAUGACAAACCUCUAAAUUCAUAAAGUCAUUUACAGUGGUACCUCGGUUCUCAAACUCACUAGAACUCAAAUUUCUUGAAAGUCGAACAAACCAGUUUGACCUAGAACUCGAUCUGAAUAUCAGAAGUUGAACCGUGAACGCUGACCUG
Paramormyrops kingsleyae is the source of this 6659-nucleotide messenger RNA. The record is from RefSeq and is a predicted model, not a curated record. Lineage: Eukaryota; Metazoa; Chordata; Actinopteri; Osteoglossiformes; Mormyridae.